Molecule: messenger RNA, 1545 nt
Organism: Fonsecaea multimorphosa CBS 102226
Lineage: Eukaryota; Fungi; Ascomycota; Eurotiomycetes; Chaetothyriales; Herpotrichiellaceae
Exons: 2
Coding region: 1-1545 (514 amino acids)
Biological process (GO): positive regulation of transcription by RNA polymerase II
Cellular component (GO): nucleus
Molecular function (GO): DNA-binding transcription factor activity, RNA polymerase II-specific; transcription cis-regulatory region binding; zinc ion binding
Source: RefSeq, a predicted model, not a curated record
AUGGAUACCGUUCUCGGCGACGAGGCGAGGACUGCAAGUCAGACUCCAGGUUCGAGCCCGCCCACCAUCGGGCCCCAAGAUUGUCAAACCUGUACCAAAAGAAGAAUUCGUUGUGAUCGAUCACUCCCAAAAUGCAUCAAGUGCUCGAAGAAGGGACUAGUUUGUCCCGGCUACGGCCCUCGAUUGAGAUGGGCCAAUGGUAUAGCCGUUCGUGGACACCUCAAGGGGCGAACCACGCCACACAUAGGCAAACCGCCGCCUAAACCUAGCAGCACUGCUUCCAAGGACUCGACCUCUCCCAAGUCCGUCAAAUCUCCGGAGCAGAACAACAAUCCUCAAACUGCCUCGGUCGUGGAUCCUCUAGAAGCCACCUUUCCUGGGUUUCCUGACCCUACCACCAGGACGCGACUACUGGAGCAUUAUGACAAACAGAUUGCGGGCUUGAUGGUGUGGAUAGACUCCGAGAAGAACGAGUACCGCCGCCUGGUCCUACCCUUGGCCGAUCAGCAGCCGGUGCUUCUCCUCGCCAUUCUGGCCAUCUCUGCCCAGCACCUCGCUGUCACCACGGGCAAGGAGAUGAGCUUUCCAGCUCGCGCGCGUGAUGCAGCCGUCGCCAUGAUCUCACAACAGAUUCAGAAGGUGACCGGCCAGUUGGCCGCAGGCUAUGACCUGGGGAGUCAAAUAGACCCAGAUACCGCCGUUUGGAUGCUUGCCUCAAUGCUCACUCUGGCUAACUAUGAAAUGACAGAGACAGAGACUGGUGCAGCGGCGGCAGACUGGCAUCGGCAGGCUGCUAGGACGUUGGUGAAUGCCCUCGCAACAACAAAGCGUGAUAACAGCCCUCUGUUUCAUUUUCUCCGUAACCAGCUCGCCAUAUACGACAUUUUGACCUGCACCACGAUUUUCGGACCUUUGAGCACUGUCGAGGUGAUCCUUCCGGCACCCGAUCAUUCCAAUUUGAUCUUUUCCGAAUUCCUCUCCCUCUUGCACAAAGUGACAGUAUGGUCACGAGAGCGGCAUGAAAAAGAGUCAUCUGGAAAUUUCAACUUCGCCGAUCUCCCAAUAACCUCUGCUGAUGCACGCGCAGGGUUCGAGCAGGCCCGAGGGUCUACUCUAAUGGCAGCCGGUGUCCUCGAACUUCCGCGAGACGCAAGGCGUCGGGAUUUUGUACGGAUCGUCGACAUAUACCACCAUGCCGCACUCCUUUACACUUACAGAGUCCUCUUCCAUUGCCAGGUGGAACCGGUCGAGGUCAAUGCCUCCACUAUGGUCUUGUUUGAAAGGUUGAAUCAGCUUGAAGACAAACGGUCAUGCCUGCAAAACUUGCCGUGGCCGGUGUUUAUUGCAGGCACCGAAUGCUGUGAUGAUCUGGAGCGCCAGGUGUUUGUAGCAAGAAUGUACGCCGACAUUGCUCAAGAUAUGGGAUUCAAGUACUACCUUGGAAUCCUUCGCUUUUUGCAAGAUCUGUGGUCAAACAAGGACACCACUUGGACCGAGUUGGCGCGCCAUUACGAAGCAAGCGGAAAGAAAAUCGUUGCUGUUUGA